AUGUCAAAAGUCAAAAAAGAAUGUGGACAGGUGUACAGGUGUACAGGUGGACAGGUGUACCAGUGUACAGGUGGACAGGUGUACAGGUGUACAGGUGGACAGGUGUACCAGUGUACAGGUCUUGUCUUUCGUCUUCUUGUCCUCAGUAUCGUGGGCGCGGUGCGGACCGGCUCCUACAUGCUUCACGUCCUGAGCAGCGGCGGCUUCAGACGCUCCAUCUGCGCCCAGAGCUUCUACAGCGGCCCCGUCAGCAGGUUCUGGGCGUACGCCUUCGUCCUGAGCAAAGCGCCGGAGCUCGGCGACACGGCGUUCGUCGUGCUGAGGAAGCAGAAGCUGCUCUUCCUGCACUGGUACCAUCACAUCACCGUGCUGCUCUACUCCUGGUUCUCCUACAAAGACAUGGUGGCCGGCGGCGGCUGGUUCAUGACCAUGAACUACGCCGUGCACGCGCUCAUGUACAGCUACUACGCCGCGCGCGCCGCCGGCCUGCGCGUGCCGCGGCCGUUCGCCGUCCUCAUCACCAGCGCUCAGAUCGGGCAGAUGGCGAUGGGGCUGACGGUGAGCGCGCUGGUUUACCGUUGGAUGCAGCACGGCGACUGCCCCUCCCGCCUCGACAACAUCACCUGGGCGGCGCUCAUGUACCUCAGCUACCUGCUGCUCUUCUCCAACUUCUUCUACCAGACGUACCUGCGCCAUCGCCGCGGGGACGCCAAGACGCACAAGGCUGAGUAGAGGCCCGGGGCAUUGUGGGAGGUCGCACCGGACCGGAGUCCGUCUUCCUAAUGCUGCUAACGUUUAAAAACGUAACGUGACGUUUUUCACGUCGCAAGAACUCAACAUUUUUCCUCAUCGAACAUUUUCAGGAUGAAAAAUCCUCCGAAUCAGCAUCAAGUUUCAGAUCUGCACCUUCGUCUCCUCGUGUUUCAGAUCUGCACCUUCGUCUCCUCGUGUUUCAGAUCUGCGGCUUCAGAAAAAGCGUCUCACUCUUGAUUUUAAACGUCCACAAAUGAAAUCACAUCAAAGUGUUUUCAGGGAAAAACGAUACUUUGAUAAACUUUAAGUUAAACUCUGAGAGUCGAUCUGUUCGGACGAGAUUCGACUCAUUUAAAGCUGAAACUUUACCCUCUGAACAUCACUUUCAGACGCCUUUCACAAAUAUUUAACGCUUUGACCUUGUCGCAGAUUGCUUUGAAUUCUUUGGAAAAUUAUGGGGAAAAAGGCGAGAAACGAAAUUAGUAGAUUGAGAAAAAAAAUGUAAUUCUAUUCUGCCGGCGGCUCCUCCCACUCACAAAACGUAUUUCAGCUAAAAAAAAAAGUAUAUUUUCUGUUUUAUCUUUAUGUCAGACUGCGAUUUCUGAUGAGAAAAUUAAGCCUUUUUAUUGCUCUCUUUGAACCAGACUUCUUUGAGGAAAACGGUAAUUUCGGUAACUAAUGUCUGUUAGUGUCUGUCUCCGAGCUUCUUCGGUGUUUUAAACGUUUGGUUUGGAUUCACCAAAAUCACCCGAAAACACAAAUAAACUGACUGACGGAGGCAGCAGAAGACCAGCAGCUCCUGUGGUCAGAGAGCCAAAAUGACCGUUUUUCUGGUGGAGUUUGGUUUACGGACAGAGACGUCACAGAAGUUACUGACGGAAACGUAAAACAGGAAAAAUAUUCUAAACAUCGCGAGCGCUUAAACUGAGUAUUUUUGGUGACAAAAAUCGGUUUUGUCUCGUCCAAACUGACGAUACUGCAGAUAACACGCAGAUCAAAACCUCAACACCUCAACGUCAAAAAUCACAACUGGCCCUUUAAGACCGUUUAAUUUUAGCAAACCGAUCGUUUAGUGUCGAAAAUGCCAAAAAAAAGUGACGUUUCCGAAGUGUGUUUUCUGAGCGACAGUCUGAAACCUGCCGCUUUACGAAUCAAUAAUCAGUUAAUUUCUUUGAUCUGAGCGACUGAUCCUUUCAGCUCCGACUGAUUUACAAACAGGAGACAGACGUACGAAAACAGAUCUGAAACCAGUUUACGCUCCGUUCACACGUCACCUCCAACCUGAUCCAGGUUUCUGGUUUUUCCAUCAAACGUUUACAGCUGACAAACAAAAAAAGUCUAUUUAUUGAUUAUUUAUUGGACGUAUGAAGGCAGCCGACGGCGGCCGGAGAAGUCCUUUCACCAAAUGUUUUCGUUCACUAACAUCACAUAACGUUGAUCACGUCACUGAAUAUUUAUGAUUUUUUUUGCACCAGAGACUUUUGUACUAAAAGCUGUCGUUUCCUCACAAACCGGUAAAACUCCUCGUUAUUUGAAUCUGUUGCUCUGAAGUGUGCGAUUGUGAAAGUUUGACGGACGUCGAUCAGCCGAAGCUGUUUGAUUCACCACGACGACUGAUUUUCACGCUUUAAUAUUUCAGCCGUUUACGAACUUUUUAUUUAAUGUGUGAAAAAAAUAAAUAAAGAAUCUGUUUUUAAA
Molecule: messenger RNA, 2451 nt
Organism: Plectropomus leopardus (leopard coralgrouper)
Lineage: Eukaryota; Metazoa; Chordata; Actinopteri; Perciformes; Serranidae
Source: RefSeq, a predicted model, not a curated record